This is a messenger RNA of Ophidiomyces ophidiicola, 1275 nucleotides long. RefSeq lists its product as uncharacterized. NCBI's taxonomy places the organism in Eukaryota, Fungi, Ascomycota, Eurotiomycetes, Onygenales, Onygenaceae. Bases 1 to 1275 code for a protein of 424 amino acids. The record is from RefSeq and is a predicted model, not a curated record. The transcript is spliced from 2 exons.
AUGGGUAUCCCGCUUGAAUACGUACCUCCGUCUUCGCGCCGCGAACAGAAACCUAAACCCGAUGCUGUAGCCGCGUCCGCUCGCUCAUCGAUCCGACGGCAAAACGCCAUCCGUCGAACCCGGCGCCAUGGCAGUAGCAACAGCCGCAGCCCCCGGCCGACGAUCUCCCAGAAUACAGUCGAAACAGAGCCCAGUGUUGGUGACCGGGAGGUGCCUGACCCCAACCUCACUCUUCCCAUGAUACAGCCGUUCCCGGAUCCUUCACAUUCGAUCGGGCGACGCGAAAGCGGUCAGCAUGUUUUACGGGAGUCCUUGCGCAACUCUUCUCAGCCUCGGCGGAUGCGCAUUCCUCGCGAGUCAUCGUUGAGAUUCGAAAUGGGAAGGCCAUACUGGUAUGGCGACUUUCCACAGCCGAUUGUGCCUCCUGCUCCGCGCCCCAGACAUGCUCCCGCGCCUGAGCACUUGACCCUGUCGCCACGAUUUGCACCGGCGCAUCAAAUGGACGGCGAUUUAUUCUCUCGUUCAAAUACGGGCUCCCCGACGGUCAAUGCUCAGACGUCACUGCUGCGCAGCAUGGGCCACCGGUCUGUUACGGAUGCGACUGAGCGAAGACGCGCGGAAGUCGACGGUCUUGGUGAUAGAGAUCGUAGCCCUGCUGGUUCCGCUUUUGACGACGACGAAUUGCAUGAUUCGUGGGAGACUCUUUUAACCACCAUCACCCCAGACGACCAUCUACCCAGCUUUGAUUCGUCGUUUACCUCAGCGACUGCAAGCGCGUCGUCAGCACUAUCUAGAGGUUCUGCUAACACUCUGACGCCUGCCUCCUCGUAUGGAGCGGCUUCGCCACGACUACGCCUCAUGUUUGAUGAAGCCUUCCCCGACGGUCCUCCGAACUGCGAACCCACCGAUUCCGACACGGAACCUGACUCCGAUAUCGACACUGCAGCAUUGCGUGUGCCUAGGGCCAUGCUAAGUCUCACGCUUGCUCAUUCACUAAGCAGGCGUCGAAGCGAAGACCUCCGUCGGCGCAACGCGAGGAAUUCUGAUGAGAAUAACCACGAGAGUAGCAAUAAUAAUGGCAAUAACGAAACGGCUGCUUCGUCGUCAAACAACCAUCACCUACCAUCUAUGCCCUCCGACUUGCAAGAGAUUCAUGGGAUCUUAGAUCACUUAGCCCGACGAGACGACAUUCCGGACGAGUGGUGGGCGACGGCAGGUUUAUCACGUACCAUCCGGCAAGAGCUUGACAUUACUUCUUCAGCCCGUGGGGAUUAG